UGAGUCUGUGGCGGGGACUCGCUGAGUGUGGAGGAUACGCCUACGAUAGCAGUCCCUUGCGCGGUGUGUGUGUGUAUGUGUGUGGAGGCCGGGGUAGCGGAGGAACGCGAGUGGUCUGCCCCGCUGGCUGGCGCGCGCCUGUGUGCGCGUGCGCGUGGGGCGCGGCGAGCGCGGAGACGACGGAGGGAGGGGAGAGGUGGCGGCAGGCCCAGCCCCCGGUCGCAGAGCCCGGGGCGGCUCCUUCGCUAGCCUGGGACCGCUGCACUCCUGCUGCUGCCAGGAGCUGCUGUGACUUUUGGCCCGCGUCGCGCCCUCCCGUGCCUGCAGCCUACUGGGCUCCCUGUCCGCCCAGACGCCACUUCUCUGGGCUUUCGAUCUCUGUUGCGGAGGGAGAGGAAAUGAGUGCCGCGGAGGCGCCAGCGCCGGAGCGGGGUUGGAAGAGUGAGAAAGUGGACGAGGCUCAGGCCCUGGCGCGGAGUUGUGCAGCUCGGAGACCAGACUUUCAGCCGUGCGACGGGCUCUCCAUCUGUGCCACGCACAGCCAUGGCAAGUGCUUCAAGCUGCACUGGUGCUGCCACCUAGGAUGGUGUCACUGCAAAUACGUGUACCAGCCCAUGACCCCCGUGGAGCAGCUUCCAAGCACGGAGAUCCCUGCAGAGCCUCGGGAGCCCACAAACACCAUUCAGAUCUCAGUCUCCCUCACUGAACACUUUCUGAAGUUUGCAUCUGUCUUCCAGCCUCCACUCCCGCCUGAUUCACCAAGGUACUGUAUGAUCUCAGACCUCUUUAUUGACAACUAUCAGGUUAAAUGUAUUAAUGGGAAGAUGUGUUACGUGCAGAAGCAGCCGGCACCACAGUCCCACAAAAUGAGCCCUCAGGAGGUCUCUGCACACGAUGCCUUAAUUUCAAAAGAGAGCAAUACACCAAAAAUAGAUCACUGCUCUUCUCCCUCAAGUUCUGAGGACUCUGGGAUCAAUGCCAUCGGGGCUCACUAUGUGGAAUCGUGUGAUGAGGACACAGAAGAGGGAGCGGAACUGAGCUCAGAGGAAGAUUACAGUCCAGAGAGCAGCUGGGAACCGGACGAGUGCACCCUUCUGUCUCCGUCGCAGUCCGACCUGGAGGUGAUCGAAACGAUAGAAACCACCGUGUGAGAGUCGGGACAGGAGGCUGCGCCCUCUGGUCCAAGCUGAGCUUUUGUACUUUUGUUGGCUGGAUCAUUUUUCCAGUGCAGCUGGUAUUUUCUACCCCUAACAACCGUAGCAAUUCAGUGGUCUGCUGAUUAGCUUCCCUCUUAAAUUAGUGUUAUAACUCUGACAUUUGUUUUCUUUUAUAACUUGACUUAUUUUCUACGUAGCAUCUGGUGUCAUGAAUUGUGACCCAGCCUUAAUUUCACUGGGAACUUUGUAAGUGAUGAAGUGAGGAUCACAGACUAUAAUGGACCGAGUUGAGGAGCCACCCGAGUGAAGGAGACAGUGCUUUCUGAACGCCCAGUUCUGCACAGAAAAGCCUUGGCAUUCCUUCCGGCAUGCCGAGAGGCACCCCUGCGGCCCUGCCAGCCCCGUGCGGGAGUCGGCUCCCCUGAGGGGAGCAGCCUGUGGCCUGGUAGAUCCCAUUCUGCCCCUUUCGGCUUCUCCCCACCAUCUGCUUGGGUUGGGGCCAGUUGCCUGGCAUCUAGGAGGGUAAGGGGGUCCAGCUUGGCUGCUACUUAUGGCCAGUGUCUGAACAACCCACCAUAACCUGGGCUGCACUAGACCUUCAUUUACAAAGAGAUGACAUCUUCAGUUUCAUGCUCAAGCCAGCUCUCGCUGAGCCACCUCCGCUCUGCAGUGCGCUAUGGGGAAACAGAAUGAGUAAGACCUGGCUCCCCGCGUGACGGGAACCAUAGUGCAGCAGUGGAGAGAACACAUGCAGGUGACAUUACCCAGAGUGCUCUGGGAACCCAGGGGAAGGAGAGCUGUUCUUGGCUUGUAGCUGGGGAAUGUGUUACAGCAUGUUUGAGCUGCUCUCCCGGGUGGGUUUCCUAACAUUUCCCUGCUUUUCUUAAUUGUUCUUGAAAUUUGGAAAAAAAAAAACCUUUUAGGAAGUUAUAUAGGUAUUAUAUUUAGGAGGCAGCCACAUCUGAUGUCUUAAGAAAGUAUCAGUAAUAGUUUUAGUUAGCCUAGAAAUGCUAAAGACAGCAGUCCUUUAGGGAUUAGGGAUUAGGAAUGAAUCUAAUAGGUUUGAUGAAUUUGCUUCAUUUGGUUGUAUGAAGCUUUAGAAUGGCUUGGGUGAGAAAUGGGUUAGAAUUCAGUAUGAUGCAUGUUUUUUUAUGCAAAUGCAAAAGCAGUUGAAAUAGUGCACUGCUGAGUCAGGAGAAAAUACUUUGUGUAAUAUUCACUCACUUUACUACAGUAAUAUUCAUGGUCUGUUGUACAUGUUCUCUUUUCUCACACAUGCAAAAUAGUGAGUAAUUCUUAUUUAGCUCGCUUCAGAAUUCUACUCCUCAUCUCCAUUUACGCCAGGUGUUCUUGUGUGAGCUGGUUAUCUGCCAUUUCUCCAGAUCUCCUCUCUGUGAGACGUAGCUAAGAAUCCGGGAAAUUUAACAUAUGGCCUAGUGAAACUCGAACUGUCAAAGCUGGAGAUAGAGAAGUAGUUCUUACAGCCUGACUGUCCGUGAGUAUGCUCUUGUGGUGUUAUCUCAUGCUGUGUCACCACCAUGGCACCUCUCUUAUGUGCUACGUUAGUUUGUGUUUUAAAAAAUAAGAAGAGGCCUAUUGUGUUCCUCUCUGAAGCCUCUACUUGGCUUCCCUCACAAAUCACUCUGGGCAGAAUCUGCUUUCCUAGUUGUACGUGUAGUUCAAGUGAUUGGCUAGAACACUUUAUUAGGUUGAAGUGCCCAGAACACCCAUUGGGUUUAGAAUGCAGAGUAUGCAUAUCCCUGCGAGAACAGUGUCCAUUAAAACUUUCUAUGCUGGGUGAGAAUGCAGUGUAAGGUUCCCACUCACUGAAAUGUAUGGACGCAACAAGUCAAACCAGUAAGGUGGUGAGAAAAGCUGCAGGAACAGGAGGGCCCAGGAGAGGGUGGGGGAGGUGGGGGUGCAGACAGGGGCUUCCCCACCAGCCUGGCCCACCCAGCCCAGGUGGCUUAGGGACAGACAUCGGCUGAGCCUGCGAGAGGCUCUCAGUGCCUCCGUGACUGCGUGGCCAGCUGCAGGCGAGCCCAGAAGCCAUGCAGUCAGCUGCUGUGUUCGGGGCGGUGACAGCAACAUCAGGGCCCUGUCUGCACCCCCACACGGCCCCAGUGGGUAAGCUCAUUGGAUUCCCCAGUGUGCGCUCAAAGGGCCCCCCCUCUCUGUGCCAUUCCUAUCAGUUCUCUGCUCUGGGCCCACAUCCCUGUCCCUUACAUGAACUGGACUCAACCACAAGGUCUUUAAAGCCAUGGGAAUACAUGGUCGCAGGGCCGAGGUUCUGAACCUGGCUGCGUGGGGGUUGGGCCCUUUAUCAGUAAUAUCUGUCACUUUUAAAACUCCUGAACUGCCAUUCAGAGUAGCCACAAUUUUAAUGGAAUUUUUGGAUUUAAUAAUGGUCGAUAUCACUUUAAAUAUUUGCACAAUCUCUUUAUAAUUAAAAACUCACGAAGCUUUCCUUACUACUAUUUUAUAGAAUUGGAGAUGUUCCAUUGGAUUCUAAAUAUUAGAUGCUCCUGGAUCUCAAAAUAACCUUUUCUAAACAAGCACAAGCAACAAUUUCUUUUGUCCUAGCACUGUUGAUAUUAAUAAGUCUCUAGGAAAUCAUAUAUGAUCGAACCAGAAUUGUUUUUUUAUGCUUGCAUUCCAAAACCAACUGAUAAGGAUAUAAAAACAUGUAGCCUCAACUUCAAUUCUAGGCCUGUUCUGUUCUAUAUUAUAUAAAAGAAUCUCUCUGUAAUCCUGAUACUAUAUUACUCAUUUGUAUAAGCAUAUUUAUAGGCACUUUAGAAAACAUUUAGAUGUGUAUUGUAUUGUCGGACACAGUCGUGUUAAAUAGCCCUUGGUUCACACUCGUGCGCUGAGAGACGAGGGCUUUCUCAUCCGCACCCGGAGGCGUGCUCACCUGGAGCAGAGGUGCGGGCUGUGUGGGGGAGAGACAGCCUUCUCGGGCUUGCGUAGACGCCUGGCCCCAUUCCCACUUUCUGAAAGUUGGUAUGAAGCUAUUAGGUAGAAGAUAGAAAAUAAGUGCUGUGUGGAACUUAGCUUUUUUAUUUAACCAAGAUUUACUUUAGAAUUUUCAGGUUUCAAAUAAUUCUGACUUUUCUGAGAAAUGACAAAGGAAUUAAAAUGCUUUGUGGUUGUAGUUAGUUGGUACAUUAACAAACAAGGCUUUACCAUCAUAGCCAGAUAUAUUUUUUUAACCUUGUAAUUUUCAAUAUUUGAAAAGAGAAUUUGAGGGAAAUCCUGAAGAAAACAAGGUUGCUGUCCUAGAAAGGGAGAACUUGUAGUUUAUGGUACUACUACACAAAAUAAAAGACCACUCAAACCAGAGCCAAGCUGGAAGUUGUCCAGAAGCACCUUUUGGAUUUGAUUUUGACUUCAGGGUGGGGUUUGAUUUCUUAACCUCCACUUCCUGGCCUGUUGGAUACAUCACAGUUUUUUUGGAACUGAUCAUAACAACUCCUUUUAUGCAAAUUUCUCUAUUUGGGUAAUAGGAUGUAACCAGAUAAUUUAUAAAGCUGUCAAAAUAGCAGGCAUAUUUAGCAGUAUAAAUACUGCUAGGCAAGAAAAACGGCGUAGUAAGAUAAAAUAAUAUUUAUGCAGUUGGUUCUUGGUUAUUCCAUCUUGUUUGCAAAAUUUUAUUGAAACAUUUUGGCAUUUUACAUGGGGAAACAAAAAUGUUAACAGUCUUCUUUCCUAUUCCCCUCUCCAGAGGAGCUGUGAACCAAAAUCAAGGUGGCCAGUUGUGUUUUAGGCUUUUUAGGAAGUAACCCGUGGUUGGCGUGUUGCCCUUGAGGGGGAAGCAGGAAGGAGGAGUUCCCCUCACGUUAUCGGGGCUGCGAUUCCAGGGAGGUCGGUGUUCCCCACGCCCAAGCAUAAGUACGAGAGCACUUCUCAAAAUUAAUUUUGGAAUUAUGUACCUUUUAAAAAUUUUAUAUGUCACAGAUUCCUUUCAAUAUCACGGAUAUCGAGAGUGGACUGUAUUCAAAAAGGGCCGUGUUUCUGUUAAGCACUUUGAGUUCCUUUUUCUAUUAGGAUUGGCACGGUUGUCUCCUAACACUCUGAACAGGUCGGGAAGCAAAGUGUCACCAGAGGUUUUGGUGUUGAACUUCCAUAGUACUUUGUUCACACACACUUUUUUAGGCCGUUCAUACCUUGAAAUAGUCACUUACUAUGCUGUUUUUAAAAUCUGUUUUAAAGUUUUAAGCACAACGUUGACCAUUCUGUAAUUUACUAAAAUGAUAUUGUUUUCCUACAGACAGCUCAACUUUCCUUUCUGUAUAAUACUUUAGGAAAAUAACUGCCUUGUAAAAUAAAUGUGAUUUUUUUCUUUUGUACCAGCACAAAUGUGUUAUUUUGGAGUUCGGAAUAUUCUUUCCCUGCAGUCUCCCCCUUUUGAGAGGUUCUGAUUUAUAUAACACAGUGAACUAAAAACAAAGCUACAUUUGUAAAAUGUGAAACAUUUAUAAUGUGGGCUUACAUUGUGCCAGGAAAUAAGCAGUUUACAGCAUUAUCUCAUUUAAACUUUACAGAAACUUCACAAAGUGUAGGUAAGUGUCGUCACCUGGAAUGCACUGCUUGUGCUGGCUCCCCAGACCCUUCCUAAUACGGGUUUUCUGUUGGCUGUGUCAGGCUUAUGCACCAUCACACAUUCUCCCGCAGACAGCGUUUCUCCCACACAAAGCUGCACGCUCCGUAUUCAGUUCACACUUGUCACGUAAGACCGUUUAACCACAGGUCCUCGAGCCGGCAGCCCGUGGUCGCCCAGGCCGGCGUCCAGACCGCAGGCUGGCCAGCCCGGGAACUCAGUUUUUGCCUUCAGCACAGCCAGAAAAGAACAACUUGUGGGGCUGACAUUUAUUGAAUAACCUCACCGCGAUUGCUAAAUAAAUUCUUUUGUUAGUCAUAGUAAUAAUAUCAUUGUUAGUAUUAUUAAUAAUUAUAGCUCAUCGCCUAUCUUACUGCUUUCUAUGAGUAAUCCUCAAGCAACCCCAUUUCACAACCAGGAGAAGCAGUCAGGACGGAAAUAUUCUUGCCCCAGGUGGCACAGUGUGUAAGUAGGAGAAGUCGGGAUCUGAACCCAGUCUCUGGCUCUGGAGCCCGCACGCUCGGCCCCUGGUCUCUGUGGUCCUGUAGCACCUUCCCGCCCUCAGUGUACUCGGGGGCUGCGUCGGGUGGCUGCUCGGGGAGCCUGGGAGGAGGGCAGCAGGGGUUCCAUCCCUGUCCCCAACCAGCGAACCCCUCCCCGCAGGCUGGUGGCCCACGCCUGCCCCAGGGUGCUGUUCUCCAGGCAGUCUUGGAGAAGCGCCCACAGGCUUCCUCGCCCUCUCCCCGUUUUCUGUGCUCCACACCGACCUCCCCCAACACGUGUGCGCACACACGCACCCCGUCUUCCUGCAGCCGUCCCAGUGCUUUGAUCAGGCCAGCGCUGCUUCCAUGUUUAAUCGCAUCUGACUCGCAUUCAAGGCUAGCUUCUUCUGCCUUCAUGAAAGACAGCUUGUCUUUUAGAGUGACUUCUGCAGACAGCUAAUCUCAUCUCCUGUGUGUGCAUUCUACUAAUUUAACCCUACAUAAUAGUGUUGCCAAGUUCUAGAAGGCAUUUCAUUGUAGCCUCUUACAGUUGCUGACUACACACACUUUUAUUCUGCAGUAAACUUUAAUUUAGCCUCUCUGCCUCAUUACAGUUCAAUCACUGGGAACGAUAUGCCUUUAACCCUGGUGUGCCGCCCAGUCCUGUGUGAGCUGUGGGUGAGACAGGGUCUGGGGACGCAGGUUGGCCGCGGCAGGGUUCGAACAGAGGCAACUGGAGGCCAAGGGCAGAUACAGGAAUUUGGCAGAAAUGAAAGUGAAAGGCGAGGC
Molecule: messenger RNA, 7028 nt
Organism: Phyllostomus hastatus (greater spear-nosed bat)
Lineage: Eukaryota; Metazoa; Chordata; Mammalia; Chiroptera; Phyllostomidae
Gene: CUNH3orf70
Product: chromosome unknown C3orf70 homolog
Exons: 2
Coding region: 399-1151 (250 amino acids)
Source: RefSeq, a predicted model, not a curated record